Molecule: messenger RNA, 2052 nt
Organism: Lycium ferocissimum
Lineage: Eukaryota; Viridiplantae; Streptophyta; Magnoliopsida; Solanales; Solanaceae
Product: putative F-box/FBD/LRR-repeat protein At4g00315
Exons: 3
Coding region: 210-1709 (499 amino acids)
Molecular function (GO): protein binding
Source: RefSeq, a predicted model, not a curated record
AUGAAUAACAGCUGAUUAGAUAGGAUAACAUAAAACCAAUUGAAAUAAAAAAAUUAUGUCCAUAUGGAGGUUCGCUCUUUUCAGAUGACAACCGCGGUUUUUUAAUUUGCCGCUGCUUCUUAAUUUUUUUCCAACAAAUUAAAGUUGAACUGAGUAAUCUCUCUACAGAUUGAAGCUAUCAUUUGUCAAUCUAUCCAAAAAAAAAAAAAAUGACAAAAAGGAGAAGAAGAACGAGCCACCCAAAGAGGAAAUCACCAAAAGACCCAAAAACAAAAGCCCAUGAAUUUGGAGGAAGACAAGAUAUAAUUUCCAAUUUGCCUAUUGAAAUUAUCCGUCAGAUUCACUCCCUCCUUCCACUUAAAGAUGCAGCCAGAAUUAGUAUUUUAUCCCACUUAUGGCGUAACAUUUGGGUUUCUAACCCUAAUAUUCAUUUGGAUGAAACUGAUUUUGGGGCCAACUUUUACAAAUACAGUGAUACAGACAAAGAUAAAAGAGAUGCCUUCUUAAUUUACUUGCAAAAAUCCUUGGUAAAUCGUCACAAGUGUGAAUAUGAUUGUGCAGUUGAUACGCUCUAUCUUCGAAUUACAGUUGAGGAUUCUAUUGAUGAAUUCCUGGUCGAAAACUGGAUUGAUUUUGCCUUGCAAAAUAAGGUUAAAACGUUACGUCUUAUUUUAAGAACCACUUAUAGUGAGUGGUUUGAGUUGUGUAAUAUUGAAUUUAUAGCUGCUACAUUGGUUGAGUUAAAGCUAGAGUAUUGUGAGAUUAUAGAUUGUUCUUUUAUGCUUCCUAGUUUAAAGUCGCUCUUUUUAGAUGAUGUCUGUAUUGACGAUGAUGAUUUUAAUGAUCUCAUUGCGGGGUGCCCUCGAAUUGAAAAGUUAGAGAUUGUGUGUCCCGCAACGGUGUGUACUAUGGUGCUUUCGAAUCCUAGGUUGAAAUUUUUUGGAUUGCAUUUUCCUUGUUGUGAUAGUAAUGUACUAAUAGAGUCCAAGAAUCUUGAAACCCUUGAAUUUAGUUUCGUGUGCGAGUGCAUGUGUGAAGUAGAGAUUACUUACCCGACAACAGUCAGAGAGUUGUCAUUGCAGGAUUCUUAUAACCUAGAAAGCACAUUGUUGCAUUAUAUAAACAAAUUCCCUCUACUUGAGAAACUCGUGUUGCCAAAUGGUACUUGUAGUUGUAUACAAGUUUCUCAUCAGCAUCUGACAAAUUUUGUGGUGAACGUUCUAGAGGAAGUAGAGGAGGUAAGAAUAGACGCUCCUAAGUUAAAAUCCUUUGAGUACACAGGUGGUCUUAUGUUGUUUACUGGAAUUGAAGCUUCACGAGAGUUGGAAUUUGUUCAUUUGCAUUUAAACCCCGAAAUGCUCAAUGAUGAUUGGUACAUUUGUUUAAGAGAUAUGUUGGAGUCUUUUGCUCAUUCCAAGCAUUUGAGGUUGAUUUGCAAAAAUGAACAGGAUAUCAUCUUUCCUAACGAGAUAACUGAUAUAUUACUUCCAACAAUCAAUGAUCUUGAGAAUCUGGAAUUGCAAAUUGAAUCAUCUACUGCUACUUCUCAACAAAUUAUAGAUGGUUUUGCUUGGAUUCUUCCCCGAUUGAAGACUUUGUCCUUGACUUUGGGUUCCAUCUCAAAACUCAUUGAGUUUCCAGAUAGAAGACGCGAAGGUGCUUUCAACCAGGAGGAAAAACUGGAACACGAACGAAUAUGUGGUGAAUAAUAGAAAAUUCUUUCGACUAUUGGCAACAACUGUUCCAUGGCUUGAUCAAUCAAACUAAGGCGCUUGGACACUUUCUGGAAAGUAUUUUGGAGAAGUAAUUUGGGGAAAAGGUAAUGCAAAGAGAAUGUGUUGGCAUAACUGUAAUUCUUUAUGAAGUUCUGUUUGUUCCUCUUUAUAUGUAGAUUUAUCACUUCAAAUCUUGCUGAUGUUAGGAGUAUAAAGGCCCCAUGUUCCAAUUUCAGAAAUGGUGUUGCUUUUAGGGGAAUGAUCACUUGAGUUGUAGUAGAUUUAUUUCUACCACUGAUUCUUUAUACAUUCAGUAAAACACCGAAAAUUUUUCCCA